CUUCCUUUCUUUCUUUGUGUUGCUGGUUGCUGUUAGCCUUUGAGUCUGAAUGGCAGUAAGACAAAGACCAACUAAACCAUUAGAUGUAUGUGAAAUAGUUGUAGUUGGUGAAGAAGGAGUGGGAAGGAGAAGUAUCAUAUCUAAAUAUACCAAUGAUGAUAAAGUAUUUAAUGGUUCUAAAUUGAAGAGAAAGACCAUAGAACUUGAUUCUGAAACUAUUGAGAUAAAGAUAUCAUAUGAAGAUAUUCAUGAUAAGAAUUGGCAAGAUCUAUUUGGAUGGGGUAUAUUGCUGGUCUAUGAUGUCACUAAUAAUAAAUCUUUUGGCAGUAUUAAGAAUUUAAUAGAUAGGUUACACAGAUUUGCUACAAGAAGUUUGCUGGUAGGUAAUAAGGUAGACCUGGAAAGCCAGAGAGAAGUUCCAAAAGAAAAAGGAGAGCAAUUAGCUCAGGAAAGGAAUAUAUCUUUUCUAGAGACGUCAGCUAUCACUGGUAGUAAUAUUAAUAAAGCUUUUGAAAUCAUUGUCAGGGUAAGUGAUCUAUACUUGUUUUACACUGUGUGGUCAAGCAUAAUGAAAUUCUUUUUACAACAAUGGUGUAUGUUAAUGCACUUCUUCAGAAUAUCAAGAACAUCAUUUUUACCUGCAUUGGAGCCAGCACCAGCUGUCAGUGAAAAAUCAAAUGAAGCAUCUGAAGUAUUUCGAGAGAAAGUUUUUACGUUAAGCUCCAUCAUUGGUUCUGGCACUAGCUCUAUUUUCAAUAGAAUCAGUGAUGAGUUUUUCAGUGCAGGACUCAUCAGUCAAUCAAUACUAGAUGACAUCAAUACAGUACCUAAUUACUGCAGUUAUCAAAGGAGCAGUAAUUUAAUGCAUGAGGUGUACAAGAGUUUGCUAAACAAAGAAACAUCUAAUGACGACCUCAUUGCAGUGUGUGACAUACUUACCAAGCAAGAAGAUAAACAAUUAGUUCAGAUUGGUGAAGAUAUGAAGAAAAAUGCACCUCAUGCUGUUUGAAGCUAAUUCUUAUAACAUUAAUAAGUUAACAAUUAAGACAUGUUUGUUAAAUUACAGUUGCUAAAGACACAUAGAAAAUUAUGUUACUAAUAUUACAUGUACAAGAGCAUUGAAAUAUCCAAAUAGAUUCUGCAAAUAUUGCCAGCAAAA
Molecule: messenger RNA, 1159 nt
Organism: Amphimedon queenslandica
Lineage: Eukaryota; Metazoa; Porifera; Demospongiae; Haplosclerida; Niphatidae
Product: ras-related protein Rab-11C-like
Exons: 7
Coding region: 50-1009 (319 amino acids)
Molecular function (GO): GTPase activity; GTP binding
Source: RefSeq, a predicted model, not a curated record